CUGGCCGAUGAGAGAAGCACAUGGGAUAAAAAGGAAACAGUGUUUUAAACUCUAGGGUGAAGUGCUUUCCUGUAGGGAGUAUGCUGCAAUCCAGAUGUGUUUUAGGCAGAGAACAUGUGAGAACAUGACAGUUGGACUGCAAGACAAAUGGUAGCCAGAACGGAGCUCUCAAGCAACUGAGAUGGAUUUCUACAGGAAAAUAUGGGAGGUAGUGUUUGUCUACCUUCUCUGCUGGACAAUUGGAUGCUCCAUGCAGAUAAUUUGCAGUGGAGUCCUUCAGGUGGAGCCUGGUCCUGUAGUUCACAUGGGCUCUGAGCUGACCGUCCUCUGCCGCUCAUACGCAGAGCACUGCGGCAGGACCUUCUCCAUUUUUCUGAACCGCCAGCUCCAGCACCCCCUAGAGGAGAUCAACUGCUCCACAGUGCGGCUGCGUCUGGCUAAUGUCGUGCCCAAUGCCCAUCUGAUCUGCACAGUGAGCCAGGACCGAACGCACCAGACCGUGUGUGGAACGAACCUCCAGCCUGGCUUUCCUCCCGAGAUGCCCACCGGUUUGAGAUGUUUUGCACGGAGGGAUUCAGAAAAUAUCAGCUGCACUUGGGACAAAGGAAGGGAAACACACCUACCGACCAGAUACAUCGCCACAUUUAAAUUCAAAAAUGGGACCCAAUCUGUCCAUCAACUGAACGACAGUGAGAGCUCUUUCUGCGUACCAUGGUCCCUGUUUGAUGCAGAUGUGGAGUACAGCGUGAGAGCUCAGAAUGACCUGGGAGAAGCCCUGUCCGAUGCCAUCCCACUGUCAGCCAGAGAUAUAGUUAUCCCCAACACCCCUAAAAUAAUUACGGUGGAGUUUGGGAAUCACUCCCGGACAGCCACAUUGCACUGGAACAUUUCAGAAUCAUCAAGGGAAUGGAGAGUCAAAAUCAGAAUUGGAGAUAACAGAAAACACAGAGAAUUCUGGGGGACUGAACUUAGACAAGGUCUGGUGAUGCUGGAAGACCUCAGACCCCUGCCCUGGUAUGAGUUCCAGAUUCAAGCCUGCUCCGUAGACAAAAAGCCAAAAUGCAGCCAGUGGAGCCAACCUGUACAGUGCACAAGUCCAAGAACAGCACCUACUAAAAAACUAGAUGUCUGGCGAAUACUCAGAGGCAUUGAAGAGAAUGGAACACAGAAAGUGACAGUACUGUGGAAGCCUGAAAACUACAGAGAUGUGAUGGUGGGUCAUGAGCUUGUUUACUGGGCGCGAGGUCAGAGGCUGGUGGUCACCUGUGGUCCCAAUGUGACAGAGAAAACACUCCACGUGUCACCUGAUGUGACCCGAAUCUUCAUCUAUGCGGUCACGUCCAUGGGACAGUCCCCUCCUGCCACUCUGCACAUCUCAAAAGCAGAAGGCCUCGCCGUGCCUCACGUGAGAGAUCUGGCUCCAGCAGAUGAAGGCAGUCUUCUCCUGACCUGGGAUUUGUUCCACCAUGAGAACAAAUCAGCACUCGGCUAUGUUGUCCAGUGGCAGAGUCACUCUAAGGAAAUACAAUGGAAGAGACUAGCUGCUGAUGAUAGCUUCACCCACAUUGAAGGUUUGGAACCAGGAGUCAGAUUUAACAUAUCCUUGUAUGCAAUGACGUCAAUGGGCAUAUCUGAUCCUGCCAUUCGCCAAGCCUAUUCUAGAGAAGAGAAGCCACUUGCUGGACCCAAGGUGUCAUUGCUGAAUAUUGAGGCUGCCCGUAUACUAAUCCAGUGGGAAGAGCUUAGCCUGGACCAGCAGAGAGGUUUCAUCACAAACUACACCGUCUAUAUGAGGAAACGCAACACAGGACAACAAUUGACCCUGGCAGGCUCUUUGUCCAGGCAAAUGUGGCUAAACCACCUGGACACACCCUUUGACCUUCACAUCUCUGCCUCCAACUCUGCUGGGGAGGGCCCCCUGGGGAAGAAGGUCUUCUGCCAGCUCCAAGCCUCCCCAAAAGAUUGGUCUGACGUUAGGCAAGGCCUUGUGAUUGCUAUCCCUCUGGUGAUUCUUGCUAACUUGAUGUGCUUGGAUUGUGUCCGGAGAAGGAUUACAAGGACAUGUACAAUGGUUGGACCCCAGUGGUUGUUUGAGAACUUCCCCAAAGUUGAAAACAGCACAGCCACCAAACUACUGCAGGAGAAGGAAAGAAGUGACUCUGAGUCUUCUUGGAGGUAUAUGUAUGAUGAUCCCCCCAUUACUCCAGUGGAGAUCAUCCCAUCAGAGACGACAGACUGGCACCCCUCCGAUGUGGGGAUCAAGAGUGCAGAUGUUGGUAUGGGAAGGCAGGUGCUACAGGAGAAACCAGAGACCAGUGUGCUUCUGGAAGAAGAACAUGCAUACAAGCCACAGAUCACCAGUACAGCUCAAGAGGAGUUCCCAGAGGAGGAGGAUAAUCCGUGGGUGACUCCCUUGCACACAGGGGUCAGUCUAAUCCCGGGCGAGGAGCACACAAUCUACAGCCCGGAUGUGUCCGGGCUCCUGAGAGACUGGCUCUCUGACCUCACUCAGGAUAGAUCGGGGGCCAGUUUGAACACCACGGGAGGCAUCCACUUCAAAGGCACACCCCAGAUUGUCCUCACCACUGGGUCCUGGCUGGAGGAAGGGCUGACAGGGCUGGGGGACCGCGCUGAGAACAUUCACCUGGGGCAGAACCUACUGCCAGACCAGCUGGUCAGCUGCCUGAGAAGUCCUGCUACUGAGCUGUCUCCUAUCACCUUCCUCAGGGAAUGACCCUGCAUGUUACACGAUACAUGUAGCGAGGAGUGUGUGUGAGUAUGUGAGUGUGUGUGAGAGUGGGAGAGUGUGUGUGUGUGUAUGCCUGCGGGUGUGUAUGUGCAUGUGAGUGAGACGGGGAAUAAUGCCAUAGACAGCAAGCUUGCCAUGUAUGAGCAAGAACAACCGCUGGAAACACUGGUGAAACAUACUUCUCAAGGAUGGCUUUUUGGCACUUUAAAUGCAUCAUUUUGCAAAUUAGCAUUAUUGAUAUUUCAAAUACGAAACAAGGAUGGUUAAAAGGUUUUUUUUUGUGGAUAUUUUAAAAGGUUUUUGUUCACGAAGUGAACAUACUAUUACCUUGGUUCAUAUUAAUUUGUUUAUGGUCUGUGGUAUUUGUGCUCAAUGGCCCAAAACAGCAAGCAACUGUGUUAAGGAGUGCAAUGUAGACUUCUGUUUCACCUGCACACUAAAGCCAUUUUCAUAACGUCCUAAGGACUGUUUCUCCUUUCCUUUCAAAACUAAAGUUGAAGUCAGUGUGGGUUCAAAUAAUUUGGCUCACUAAAUAUGUUACAUUUAAUAUGUCUAAAUCAAGAUAAUGCAAUGUGUUUUAUUUGCUUUCAUUAUGUGUAAUCUCUCAAAAUAAGUACAUAGGUGUAGUUAUCCCUUUAACCAACUCAAAACCCAACAAUUGGAGAUUUUGGGCCAUAUUAGAUUAUGGAGAUGAGACUGAGGUUUGUUUGUCACUGUAUUUCCACUGUAUUUCCAUAAACGCUGAAAAUGGUCAUAUGAAGGGGAAAUUACACAACAUAUAAGUGUACAUAUGUAAUGAUGCAAUUCAUGUGAAAUUCAAACUGUCUGUAAUUUUAUUUCCGCAGUUUGAGCUUAAAAUAAAAGUGGUCUAAAAAAUUAA
Molecule: messenger RNA, 3629 nt
Organism: Conger conger (European conger)
Lineage: Eukaryota; Metazoa; Chordata; Actinopteri; Anguilliformes; Congridae
Gene: il23r
Product: interleukin 23 receptor
Exons: 17
Coding region: 182-2734 (850 amino acids)
Biological process (GO): cytokine-mediated signaling pathway
Cellular component (GO): signaling receptor complex; external side of plasma membrane
Molecular function (GO): cytokine receptor activity; cytokine binding
Source: RefSeq, a predicted model, not a curated record